Molecule: messenger RNA, 1275 nt
Organism: Drosophila obscura
Lineage: Eukaryota; Metazoa; Arthropoda; Insecta; Diptera; Drosophilidae
Exons: 1
Coding region: 46-1005 (319 amino acids)
Source: RefSeq, a predicted model, not a curated record
CAGGGGCAGGGCAGGGCAGGGCAUGGGGGAAAGUCAGUAGGUGCUAUGCCUGCUCUGCCUGCUAUGCCAGAUGCUCAGGUAGAAAGCGGCUGGUAUGGGAUCGACUCCUCAGUCUCUAAAAUGUCUUGGCCGUGUUCAGAACUCGUCGUCGCCCUGGUGGCCCUGGCCCUGGCCUUGUGCCUCGGCCUGUCUUCCUGCGAUACUGUGCAGCAGCUGGAGCUACAGUCGCUUCGCAGUCACAGGGAAAGGCUUCUGGGGGAGAUCGAGCGCAUCUACAUAGAGCAGCCGCUGGGCACGGAGACGCAGCUGCUGCUCGACGAUCUUCAGUUGCGGGACCAGCAGCUGCGGCUGCAAAUCGACCACCUGGAGGCGGCCCAUGGAGCUGACGGGGCAAACUCCAACUACAGCCCCUCGGAGGAGAGCAGCAGCACCCAGCGGCUGGCCAUCAAUCUGACCGCCGACUUUGAGCAUCUGCAGCACAAGCUGGACGACCUCAAGCAUCAUCUGGAGCGUCUGGACGAACGCUUUGCCGCGCAGCAAGGCAAGCAGCUGGACAGCCACCCGACUAGCAGCAGUUCACCAGCAACCCCGGCCCCCUCCGGCCUCGGCUCGUUCUUUUGGACACCGUUGCUCACAAUGCCGGAGUUUCCACAGGGCACCAUAGCCACUGACAAUGGACAGGACCAUAAGCAGCAGGGGCAGAACCAGCACCAGAACCAGCACCAACACCAGACCCAGCAGCAGGGUAGUCCCUCCAUAAUCAAGCGGGUCCUGGACAUGCUCCGACCGUCGGCCGCUGGCCUGCGUAACCGUUGGACCGAGUCGGAGAAAUCCGCCUCAGGAUCUGGAUCGGGAUCAUCCGCCGCCAAGCUUCAGGUACUGACCGCCGAGGAGCUCUUGCCGCAGCUGCAAGAGCAGCGCAAAUUUCUGGACAAUGCCAUCAGCCGACUGGAACUCCUGUCCGCGACGAAGAGCCCAAAGAAGCAUCAGGAUCGAUACGUAUAGAUAAUCGUUUGGAUUGCCCCCCCAAGCCAGCUGAUUGAUUGCCUGAAUUUUCCCGACCACAACAGACCGGAACUUGGCAACAGAAACAGACGCCCCAUGACCCCAACACCCCAGCACUCCACACACUGACUCAUCUAACCUACUCCAAUGUCAUCGCCACUGUGCUACGUCAUCAACAAUAAAAAAGAGCGGGAGAAACCAGCAAAAACACCUGUAAGCGUGUGUUCAACUCCAACUCCACUUGUUCCACUCAGAUAUGGUUGUACUUGA